CCCCGCCCCAAAAGACCCAAUUCUAUUUCUUCGAGCUCGAGCAGCUCUCGACGCCAAGCCGAGCCUCGCUUUUCCCCCAUCUCUGUCCUUUUCCCUUCGUCCCUCUGCCUCCCUCUCCCUCCCACAGCAGCAGCAGCGUGGUGGCGGAAACGAACCGCGUCGGUCUGUAUAGUUGAUAGUAGAGCGUCGGAAGAAAAAGGCUUGGCUGACUUCAUACCAUUGCAUGCUCGCGUUCUCUCCCUAUAUGUUGCGCGCUUCUCCUCCCCCCCCGUCUCCUAUUCUUCGGCCGAGGUCUGGAUAUAUAUCCAAUCCAAUCUAUAUCGCGAGCUUGCUUUCUUUCCGUAAAGAGUGAUAUGCAUUACUUCUACUACUAGCGGUGUCGAAGUCUCUCUCCACCCCCUCCAAAACACCGAAAACAGAACAAGCUCGACCUCUUCUCCCGCCAUGUCCGACGACAACAUGGCGCCGCUGGCGUCCCUCUCUCUCACCCACGUCCACUAUGACCCCACGGACCCGCUCUCCUAUCUCUGCGCCUGGCUCGCCCUGGUUCCCCAGGGGCUCUGCGUCGCGUACGCGACGUUGAUCUGGUCGACGCGCGAGGUCGAGAUCGCCCUGCUCUUCGCCGGCCAGCUCGCCUGCGAGGCGCUCAACUUCGGCCUCAAGCGGCUCAUCAAGGAGGAGCGCCCGCGGCGCAUGAACGGCAAGGGCUACGGCAUGCCCAGCAGCCACGCCCAGUUCGUCGCCUACUUCGCCGUCUCCCUCGCCCUCUUCCUGCUCGUGCGCCACCGCCCCCCGCACCCCGGCGUCCGCCGCCGCAACCACACCCCGAUGGGCCUCCCCGAGCGCCUCUUCUGGAGCGCCGUCGUCCUCACCGCCGCCGCCGCCGUCGCCUGGAGCCGCGUCUACCUCAACUACCACACCGGGCGCCAGGUCCUCGUCGGCGCCGCCGCCGGCACCGUCAGCGCCCUCGGCUGGUUCCUCGUCACCGCGCUCGUCCGCCGCUCCGGCUGGCUCGUCUGGGCCCUCGACCUCCCGCUCGCCCGCUGGCUCCGCGUCCGCGACCUCGUCGUCGAGGAGGACUUGUGCCAGGCUGGCUGGGAGAAGUGGGACGACCGGGUCGCCGCGCGCAACGCCGCCGCCGGCGGUAAGAGAGCCGCGGACCUGCCUGUCCCGGACGGCGAGAGAAAGAAGAAGAAGAAGGCGAGAUAACAUCCGAGGGAGGGAGGGGGAGCGUCGCCGCUGAAGGAGGACAGAGAUGCAUGGUUCCAAAAAUGACAGUUGUUUACAUCUGAGUGGGCGGUUGUGGGUCAAUAAUGCAUGUGCACCUUGAAACAAUUGCCCUUGCGUAUUCCUCUCCGUAUCAACAUGUCUUUUUUUAGAGAAUUUGACACCUUGGCUAGUGUGGCAGCUCCCGACCCGAUGUUUCGAGGUGUUAUGGACUACUUGGACCAUCCACAUGAUAUCCUCCCCCCUUACGCAUAAGAGCACCCCUCGACGGCAAAGGAUCGAGGACGGAGGACGGUUGUCGAGAAUUGGCCAGUCUAGACCUAGGCUUUGCCAAAGUUACUCCGGGAGUGACCCCCUAAAAGCAUUGCUAGCCUUCUCUUGGGGCCACUGGUUUCUGUGGGCAGAUGUCUUGUAUAUGUGAGCACUGCUGACCUAUGUUAUAUAUACAAUUACACAAUGGCUUAGGUAGUACAAAGCUCUCUCUUCCUAUGCCUAGUAGAAAAGGAUAUGAAGGGUAGAGGACAUCAACAUGUCAGUUGUCGGUUACUCGAUCGGUUGAUCCUUGCAUUCCUCGUACAAAAAGCUCAUGCAUUCUAUCCCCCUCCUCCUGGCCCUGGCAAAUAUAUGAACGAUCUGGGCUGUGAGGAUCUAAGAACUGGCAGCUGGGAAGAGGAAUGGGUACU
Messenger RNA from Durotheca rogersii, 1910 nucleotides. Its product is annotated as PAP2-domain-containing protein. Gene Ontology annotation, cellular component: endoplasmic reticulum membrane; intracellular membrane-bounded organelle. The transcript has 2 exons. Gene Ontology annotation, molecular function: dolichyldiphosphatase activity. Bases 445 to 1209 code for a protein of 254 amino acids. The record is from RefSeq and is a predicted model, not a curated record. Gene Ontology annotation, biological process: lipid biosynthetic process; protein N-linked glycosylation. Lineage: Eukaryota; Fungi; Ascomycota; Sordariomycetes; Xylariales; Xylariaceae.